Messenger RNA from Effrenium voratum, 2028 nucleotides. NCBI's taxonomy places the organism in Eukaryota, Dinophyceae, Suessiales, Symbiodiniaceae. The record is from the annotation of a GenBank genome assembly.
AUGCUGGACACUUCUCGCAGCUCAAGCACAGCCGUGGAGAUCUGGCACUUCCGGAUUUUCGUGUUUUCUGCUACAGCAACCUUGGCUUUGGGAGUCGAAGUGGCUUACACCAAACUGGUCCCGAGGCUUCCGCAGCUCUAUGCUGCCCUCAUACGUGCCGCGGUGUGGGACUGCGUGCUGGUGGGGGUGCUGGUCGCGCAGCUUGUGGACUUGGCCUCCAUACCCUUGCUGGCGGGCAUAGACACCGGCCACUACUUGCCCUUGGCUGUGCUACUGUACCACGCCAUCGCAUUCGGGUUUUGCGGCUUCUACGACUUGCUCAGUCAGCAAGGCAGUGGGAGGUCCCGGACUUGGCACCGCACGCUGGUCUCGCGACGUGUCCUGCUCGAGCUUGCUGGUGGGCCUUCGGGCACAAAGCUCUACUUGGGCCGCAUUUGCUUCAUUGUGAGCGGGGGGGCGAUGUGGCUUGCCAUCCGCGUGCUCCUCCUACUUGGGGAAGACACGAUGGUGCUGACCUGCUUCAUUUUGCUGAUGUUCGUGUCCUACUGCGCCGCGGGCUUGGCGGCCCUGGAGCCCCGGAGGAGUUUGCCGGGGCAGCUGGUCCAGUGGCUCUGCACUGGCUGGGGCGCGCGCGAGGCGCUCUUGCAGGGGCCGCUGAAGAUCUUAGGGGCGCUGCUGAUGCUGCCCUUUGCGGCCUCCGUGAUUGCAGCGCAGAUUUGGCUCCGGACCAUAUCCUUCAUCGUGUGGCUGGCAGUGGCAUGGCCCUGCUGCCGGCUGCAGCGCGCCGACAACGUCUUCGACGCCUUCGAGCGGGAGCUGGCCAUACCGCUGCUGCAGUGCUCCUUCCUGGCCUUUGCCUGCACACUUGCUGGCUUGGUCUUGGAGGCCGAGCUGUCGCGGCAGCAGCGUCUGGCGGUGGGGGUGGCGGCCACCUACUACACGGCCAUGCUCUUGGCCUGGACGGCCCCUGCCGUGCUGCAAGCCAAGGUGGCAGCAGAGGAAAGCUACGAUGCCCACCCCGUGCUGGGGGAAGAAGGAUCGGUGCAGCUUCUGGAUCCUGGAGAUGGCGUGGAAUUGGAGGAGCUGCGCGGAACAUGCGACGAGCUGAAAGCGCUGCUUCAGCGCGAGCGCCAUGACCACGCCGUGGAGGUUGGGCGAUUGGUCGCCAAACUCCGUGACCAAGAGCUAGUGGCCCGCGCGCAGGGCGAAAGUGGCGGCGCAUCUGUUAGGUCCUUUGGCGGCUCUCCGGAGGCUGCCACCAGCAGCCCUAGUGCUGCGAGGGCGAACUCGAAGCAAGCGUUGUGGCCACGCGGCCAGGACGUUGCACAGGAGUCCCCAGCUGCGGACGGGGGGGAUGCAGAUGCCCGCGGCAGAUUAGCGAGUGCUGCAAAGGCUGCCACCAGCAGCCCUAGUGCUGCGAGGGCGACCUCGAAGAACGCAUCGGGGCCACAAGGGCUGGAUGUUGCGCAGGAGUCCCCACCUGCAGACGCGGGGGAAGCAGAUGCCCGCGGCAGAUUGGCGAGUGCUGCAAAGGCUGCCACCAGCAGCCCGGGUGCUGCGAGGGCGACCUCGAAGAACGCAUCAGGGCAGGACGUUGCACAGGAGUCCCCAGCUGCAGACGCAGGGGAUGCAGAUGCCCAUGACAGAUUGGCCAGCGCUGCACAGGCUACCACCAGCCCCGAUGCUGCCAGGGCGAACUCGAAGCACGCCCUGGGGCCAAGCGGGCAGGAGUCCCCAUAUGCAGAUGAGGAUGCAGAUGCCCAUGACAGAUUGGCCAGCGCUGCACAGGCUGCCACCAGCAUUGCGCAGGAGUCCCUAGCUGCAGACGGUGGUGAUGCGGAUGUCGCUGUAGAGGAUGGCCUGGCUGAGACUGCACAGGCCGAGGCGGCUGCUGCACAAGCCAGCUCGGAUGCUGAGGCAAGCGAGGUCGACAGAAGGCCUGUGGAUGACCAGCCUGCGGAGAUCUCUGAUUCAAACCAUGAGGAGCGCCACGCAGCAGGUACUGAUAGUUCUGAGAGCGAACCUUAG